Messenger RNA from Perkinsus marinus ATCC 50983, 1023 nucleotides. RefSeq names its product malate dehydrogenase, putative. Gene Ontology annotation, molecular function: L-malate dehydrogenase (NAD+) activity. The coding region runs from base 1 to 1023 and encodes 340 amino acids. NCBI's taxonomy places the organism in Eukaryota, Perkinsozoa, Perkinsida, Perkinsidae. Gene Ontology annotation, biological process: malate metabolic process; tricarboxylic acid cycle. The record is from RefSeq and is a predicted model, not a curated record. The transcript has a single exon. Gene Ontology annotation, cellular component: cytoplasm.
AUGUCGAUUCUGCAGCACCCCUUCAUGACGAUCGCAUCUAAGGCGAUGGUGACCCGAGGCUUCAGCAGCCAGGUCGCGAAGGUUUGCCUGCUGGGUGCCUCUGGCGGGAUCGGUCAACCAUUGGCUCUGUUGUUGAAGAUGAACCCAGCCAUUAAGGAGCUAGCCCUGUACGAUAUUAAGCAGGCGGCUACACCUUGCAAGGGCGUGGCCGCCGAUAUCAGUCACAUUGACACUAAUGCUAAGGUCACGGGCUAUGCUGGUGAGGAGGAGAUUGGCGAGGCUCUGAAGAACGCCAAGCUUGUUAUUAUGACCGCUGGUGUACCCAGGAAGCCUGGCAUGACCAGAGACGAUCUUUUUGGCAUCAAUGCUAAGAUUGUUAUGGGCUUAGCGAAAGCAUGCGGAGAACACGCGCCCAAGGCGACCUUGUGUGUGGUCUCUAACCCGGUCAAUUCGACGGUACCGAUUGCGGCUGAGACGUUGAAGAAGUUGGGGGUUUUCGACUGGCGUAGGUUAGUGGGCGUCACAACUCUCGAUUCAGUGAGAGCCAGUACUUUCUUCUCUGAGAAGAUCAACUUUGCUGUCGACAAGGCUGAAGUUCCUAUCAUAGGAGGCCACGCUGGAGAGACUAUCAUGCCUGUGUUCUCGCAUGCUUUCCCCCCGCAUAAACUUAGUGCUGACGCGGUCAGACAGCUGGACGAGCGCAUACAGAACGCGGGAACGGAAGUUGUGGAGGCGAAGCAAGGGGCGGGGUCUGCCACGUUGUCGAUGGCCUACGCUGCAGCUUGUUUCGCGGAUAAGAUCAUUCACGCCCAGUCGGCAUAUGCCUUCAUUAAGAAGCCGAUGUGUGGGUUGGAUUACUUCGCGACGAAGUGCAAGUUUGGAGAUGACUGCGAGAUUGCUAAAGUGGAGGCGUUGCCUGAAUUGAACGACUACGAGGAGACGAGGCUGCAGGCGGUUAAGGCUAAGCUUGUUCAAGAUAUCCAACGCGGUGUGGACUUUGUGAAGGAACACUAUUCAAGCUAA